This is a messenger RNA of Gigantopelta aegis, 2723 nucleotides long. RefSeq lists its product as uncharacterized. The record is from RefSeq and is a predicted model, not a curated record. Gene Ontology annotation, molecular function: transmembrane transporter activity. Gene Ontology annotation, biological process: transmembrane transport. NCBI's taxonomy places the organism in Eukaryota, Metazoa, Mollusca, Gastropoda, Neomphalida, Peltospiridae. The coding region runs from base 56 to 2323 and encodes 755 amino acids. The transcript has 12 exons.
CUUGACAGGUGGUGGUGUUUUGGUUUGGUUCUGAAAUGUCAAAUUUCUCGUAAAAAUGUUGUCCACGGUGGCCAAGAAAAGGCUCACCUAUAUUACAUUCGGAAGCUACUUUUUUAUGGGAGGAAUAGAAUAUGCUGUGAUUCUUCCAAGUACGUGGUUGUACGUACACAAGACAUAUGGAGCUCAGAAGUACGUACUGGGCAUCAUCCUAGCGGCUUUCAGCUUCUCUGGGUUGUUUGCAGGGCCGCUCUUGGGAAGAUGGGCUGACCGUUCUCACAGAGUGAAGUUGAUAAUAAUGUUCGCUGCAUGCUGGGAGAUUGUCGGCAGUUUUAUGUACUUUGUCGGGAUCUCCAAGUGGUUCCUGGUGGCGAGCAGGCUUGUCGCAGGAGUGGGAAUUGGAGGAGAAUCCGUUAUAAUUGCCACCAUCGCCCGAUUCACCACAGAACAAGAACGAACGAGCGUCAUUUCUCGCCUCAUAGCUAUUAGACAGACCGGCUUGUUGCUAGGUCCAGGAUUAAACUUCUUUUUAACAAAAGCUGACUUCUACAUAGGACCUUUCGUUGUGAACGAGUACACAGCACCUGGGGCUCUGAUGGCCGUUCUCUGGCUGGUCCUCACCAUCCUCAUCUUCUUCAUGUUCACUGAACUCGAGCACAUUGCCGACAGAUACCACCUAGAAAGGGAGGUAACCACUGACUACAGGGCUAUUUUGCCUCACGACAAUGAGCCGAAUCAGUAUUCCGAGACUCCCACAGCUUCCUCUUCUUGUGUUUCACGUCUGAAAUCGUCAACUGGUGUUUUAGCUAACUCUUUCUCAACUCGUGGUUUAACCAUCGAUUCAGAUACUCACGUUUUACCAAACUCUUCUUCUUCGUUGACUAAAGGUUUACCUAGUGCUUCCAAUACUCACAUUUUACCAAACUCUUCUUCUUCGUUGACUAAAGCUAUACCUAGUGCUUCCAAUACUCACGUUUUACCAAACUCUUCUUCGUUGACUAAAGCUAUACCUAGUGCUUCCAGUACUAAAAUUUUACACAAGUCUUCACCGACUCAAGUUUUACCCAGUGCGUCUAAUACUCUGGUUUUACCAAACUCGUCGUUGACUGAAGUUUUACCUGGUGCUUCUAAUAAUCAAGUCUUACCCAAUUCAACCUCUGAUCAAGUUUUACCAAACUCUACCUCUAAUCAAGUUUUACCCACCUCAUCAUUGACUCGAGCUUUAUCUAACUCUGUACCCUCUCAGGUUUCAAUGGGUACUAAUUCUCAGUCAGGUAAAACAGACAUAUCAGCUGAGAUUCACAACAGUAACCAUGGUAACGACUUUGAAACAAAAGGGAUAAAAUGCAGUAGAGCACUUUCCUACUCUGACGACCAACAGGUAGCUGAGAUUUGUAAUUCAGUGGAAUAUGCUUCCCUGCUGAUGGAAUCGGCCGAGAAGUACCUGACCAGUGUUUCAUCGGGGAGGCGGAGAAGUUCGUCCGAUUCGGAAAUAAUGCAGAUUGUUGAUGACUAUUACUCUGUGGAGAAGCUGGAGUAUGAGUCGUUUCCACAGUUCGACAAGAUGGACGGGUCAGUGGAGAAAUCACGAGACACGGAGAUGCGUGACACAGGGACAACUGUGAUAUGGAGGUGGUCGUUCUUUUGUAACGAAUAUAUUCGAGAGGAAAUUAUCACACUACUAGCUGUCCAGUUCAACACUAUAUUUGCUCAAGUCUGUAUGGAGACGAUGGUUACGCCAAUGACAGACAAGUUUCUCGGCUGGGGCGAGUUUGAAAACAGCAUCAUGUACGCAUCAGCCGGUCUCGAGAUAAUUAUCAUCUUUAUUCUGGUUGGCUGGCUCAGCAAACGUGUUGAAGAUCGGAAGAUGCUUCUAAUGGGUACUGUCGUCAUGGCAGUAGCUAACUCCUGGCUCAUCUAUUGUUUCCCCCGGUUUUCUCCAGACUCCCCGAAUGAGACACUGUGGAAGUUUAUUGUUGGUAUUGCUCUUGAUAUGCUCUCUCUGCCAUUCCUCAUCGUGUGUAGUGUGUCGCUAUAUUCCAAGUUAGUCAGCAAAGACCACCAAGGGUUAGGUCAAGGUAUUCGAAGAAGUUUCAUAGGAAUCGCAACGAUACUAGCACCACUGUGGUCAGGCUCCACCUUCGACAUGCCAUAUGUCAUGGUGGGAGUCAUGCUGGCACUCAUUGGCUUGUCAUUGGUGAUGCUUCUUUUCUCAUUUGAUAAGCUGAAAGUUCCGUCUCAUUUGGACAACUCUUCUGAACAUGCCAGGAAAUGUGUACAUGCGAAGAAAUCAUCAACAGAUGAAAGACAGCCUUUGUUAGCUUAGUACGAUGACAGUUUUCAGACAGUUUUCAGUACGGUAGAACAAAUUAAUGUCGACCAAUUUUAGCUGAAUGUGAUAAAACAUUUUUUUGUUUUUAAUUAUCUGCCACUGCUUAACUUAGUGCAAUGACAAAGCUGCUUAACUUAGUGCAAUGACAAAGUUUCUUGAAGAACAAGAAUCCCGCAGAAUUUAAUGUUUCACCUACUAUAAAUUGAUUUCUGUUAGUUAAGACUAAAUUGAAUGUCAAUUUUUUUUAGCUGAAUGUGAUAGAAGUGUUUCUUAUAGAAAACAGGGCUUCUAGAUUAUGGUAGCCCCACUCCCCUGGCUAGUCGUAUUCAGUGUUGGGCUAGUAAAUAACUACUAUUGUCAUGCCAGACAGGGCUUCUAGAUUAUGGUAGCCCCA